AUGUGGAUGAUCAGCUGGUUCUGGGAUAUCCUCGCACAGUUUGGUCUCGUCAACAAGAACGCCAAGAUCCUCUUCUUAGGCCUCGACAAUGCUGGCAAGACGACGCUCCUGCACAUGCUGAAGAAUGAUCGACUAGCUACGUUGCAGCCAACUUUGCAUCCCACAUCUGAAGAACUUGCCAUCGGUAAUGUCAAAUUCACAACUUAUGAUCUGGGAGGACAUCAGCAAGCUCGCCGGCUCUGGAAAGACUACUUCCCAGAGGUAGAUGGGAUUGUCUUCCUCGUCGACGCCCAGGAUCACGAGCGCUUCUCAGAAUCAAAGGAGGAGCUAGAUGCAUUGCUGUCGAUUGAGGAGCUCUCAAAAGUCCCCUUCCUCAUUCUGGGCAACAAGAUUGAUGCCCCAGGUGCGGUGAGCGAAGAUGACCUCAAGCACGCGCUGGGCAUGUACCAGACCACCGGCAAGGCAUGUAAUGACAGGGCAAGCAACCUCUCGAGAACAUCCGACCAAUCGAGGUCUUCAUGGUCUCUGUCGUCAUGCGUCAAGGCUACGGCGAAGGUUUCCGUUGGCUCAGCGCAUACAUGUAAAGCGUAUCCGGCUCGGACGAUCCCAUCCACCACCUUAAAGCGUUCUUUUUGUCAACGAGACUUUUCACGUCCUUCGAGUGCAUUCCAGAGUGCGAUGCCCUUUUGUCCGGCUCGAGGCUGA
Messenger RNA from Mixia osmundae IAM 14324, 705 nucleotides. RefSeq lists its product as uncharacterized. The transcript is spliced from 9 exons. Gene Ontology annotation, molecular function: GTPase activity; GTP binding. Bases 1 to 705 code for a protein of 234 amino acids. Gene Ontology annotation, biological process: membrane organization; intracellular protein transport; endoplasmic reticulum to Golgi vesicle-mediated transport. Lineage: Eukaryota; Fungi; Basidiomycota; Mixiomycetes; Mixiales; Mixiaceae. Gene Ontology annotation, cellular component: COPII vesicle coat; endoplasmic reticulum exit site. The record is from RefSeq and is a predicted model, not a curated record.